Messenger RNA from Ochotona princeps (American pika), 942 nucleotides. Its product is annotated as olfactory receptor 4F17-like. Gene Ontology annotation, biological process: G protein-coupled receptor signaling pathway. The coding region runs from base 4 to 942 and encodes 312 amino acids. The record is from RefSeq and is a predicted model, not a curated record. NCBI's taxonomy places the organism in Eukaryota, Metazoa, Chordata, Mammalia, Lagomorpha, Ochotonidae. Gene Ontology annotation, cellular component: membrane. Gene Ontology annotation, molecular function: G protein-coupled receptor activity; olfactory receptor activity. The transcript has a single exon.
AAAAUGGAUUUAGGAAAUCAGUCCAUGGUGUCAGAAUUCGUGCUUCUGGGACUUUGCCAGUCAUGGAACACUCAAGCCUUACUCUUUGUGAUAUUUUUGAUGCUUUAUCUGCUCAUCGUGUCUGGAAAUGUUUUCAUCGUAAUCUUAAUCAUCACUGACUCACAUCUCCACUCCCCCAUGUACUUCCUGUUGGCCAAUCUGUCCUUUGUCGACAUGUGGCUUUCCUCGGUCACCACUCCUAAGAUGAUCACAGACUUCCUCAGGGAGAGCAAGACCAUUUCCUUUGGAGGCUGCAUGUGCCAGAUCCUGUUUGUGCAUUUUGUUGGAGGAGGCGAGAUGGUGCUUCUAGUAGUUAUGGCCUAUGACCGCUAUGUGGCCAUCUGCAAACCUCUCCAUUACACUACCAUUAUGAGCCUGCAAAAGUGCACUGGGUUGGUGGUGACUGCCUGGACCAUUGGCUUUGUGCAUGCCCUCAGUCAAAUUGUGUUUAUUGUACAGUUACCCUUCUGUGAACCCAAGGAAAUAGAUAGCUUUUUCUGUGACAGACCACUGGUAAUCAAGCUUGCCUGCACGGAUACCCGUAAUUUAAACAUUUUUAUGAAUAUCAACUGUGGGUUUGUGGCCAUUACUUCCUUUGUCCUUUUGUUGAUAUCCUACACAUACAUUCUUCUCACUGUCUGCAAAAACUCUAAAACUGGAGCAUCCAAGGCCCUCUCUACCUGCACUGCCCACAUCACUGUGGUGGUGCUCUUCUUUGGGCCCUGCAUCUUCAUCUAUGUGUGGCCACUUAACAUCACCUGGAUUGACAAAUUUCUUGCUGUGUUUUAUUCUGUAUUUACACCGCUCUUGAAUCCAAUUAUUUACACUCUGAGAAAUAAGGAGAUGAGAAGCGCUAUGAAGAGAUUUAGUAGCUGUCACAUAGACUCUAAGGAAUACACUUAG